This is a messenger RNA of Spirodela intermedia, 96 nucleotides long. The record is from the annotation of a GenBank genome assembly. NCBI's taxonomy places the organism in Eukaryota, Viridiplantae, Streptophyta, Magnoliopsida, Alismatales, Araceae.
AUGGGUAUGGGUAUGGGUAUGGGUAUGGGUAUGGGUAUGGGUAUGGGUAUGGGUAUGGGUAUGGGUAUGGGUAUGGGUAUGGGUAUGGGUAGGUAG